CCGGCAGCCGACGGAGAAGACGUAGUAUCCGUCAUAUUAUUAUUCUUUAUUAUUCUUCUUACUCACUAUUUCGUUAUUGAUCCAUACGAUACGCACAUCAAUACCCACAGCAUUUAUAACUAUUGGAUAAUCAAAAGUUGUGGAUAUUUUUGUGUUGCAGGUUCAAUGUUAAGUGUUGAUCAUGUACAAUCUAAACGUGAACGUGAAUCCUAGUCCAACGGCUGCCGCGGGUCUACUCGGCGUUGCGGCGGCCGAGGUCACACCGAGAACACCGGAGAUUGUAAAUUCAUUAAUUGCUAUGACAAAUCCCUUCGAGGGUUUUGCUAGUGAAAAAUGUCGAGAUAGAACGGACUCGACUAGCAGUGGAGGUGAACCAAGUCCACCCAGUGUCCAGCACACGUGCAGUCAAUUGAUAAAAGAAGGACUCAAAUUGACGCUGCAGACGAAGAGGCGAGCUCAUGGCAGUGGAGAUGAGGGAAAAAAGAAAUCGAGAAAGGAGGACAAUAGUGCUGAUGACGAGGAGGACGACGACUCCAGUAAUCACAAUUUCCGAGCUGGGCUGACACCGGAGGACGAAGAAAGACGCAGAAGACGAAGAGAACGCAACAAAAUAGCAGCGACAAAGUGUAGAUUAAAAAAACGGGAGAAAACAGUGAUUUUGGUGCAGGAAUCAGAAACUCUAGAGUCGCAGAAUCACGAAUUAAAAUCGCAGAUUCAAGAACUGGAGACUCAGAGAAGACGACUGGUGGACAUGUUGAGUCUGCACACACCGACCUGUCUCAAGCAAAGUGUUAAUAACGAGACGUCCUGUCAGCAAUUCAACGAUCCUCUUUACAUACCCAAUUACCAGGAUAAUUAUCCACCACCAGCGCUGAAUCAGCCACAGAAUUGUGUUACUGAAUAUCCGGUAAAAGUCGAGAGCUAUGAGACAUCGGGGCAGGAUUAUUAUAGACAGGACAGUCCGUUUGUCCCUAAUUCUGACGCAGGAUGCACAGUUUAGUCUAUUGUUAUAUUCAUUUUUUAAAAUUUAGUCUCUGCAUAUUCUCGAAACGAACGAUUUCGACACACCUGAAGCCAUAAAAAAACAAUGAUCCUCAGGAAUUUCCUGAAUAACAUUGAAAAAUUGCAGAGAAAAUGAUAAUGCAUUCCAUGAGAAAGUCCACAGAUGCGGAAUGAUAAAAUGUUCGACGUGAGUAGUAAUAUCAGUGCCUUUCUUCCAUCAACAUCGACAAGCUCGAUAUUAAGUUUAAAUGGUGAAAUUUAAAAUCACGUGCUCUCUCUAUCUCUGAGAAAAUUCUUUUUUUUUUUUUUCAAUCACUCCAUGUUUUAGUUCUAAAGCCAAUGUAAAAGACAUUCCUCUCGUUGUAAUUCUACUGUGACAUUCUCAAAUCCGAAAUCCGAGAAAGAAAAAAAAAAUUGACUGCCAGUUGCGUCGAGUACAAGUGCAGGCCACGUGCUCAUAAUGAGUCUCAUCUGAAGAAAUGACGGCCAACUGACGAUCAUUUUUAAAAUCAGUUGUCCAAUGGAUAUUUACUUUUGCCUUCUCACGUAAUUGACGGAGUUGAAUACAAAGUUAUGAAGAUUUAUGCCAUGGUGCUUUAAUACAGAUGAUACCUAUUAUACUAAUAAGUACAUCGUAGAUAUUUAAUUGUUGUUAAGGAUAUUUUAUACGAAAUGUAUCUCUAACGAGUUUUAAGUAUGAAACGUUAAACGUUACUAAGAUUUACACGCUUAAUAUGAAUGUAUUUUUUUAAGAGAAAAUUUUUAUUGCAUUACCUAACAAUAUACCUCAAAUAUAAUGCGCGGAUUAUACUGAGAUAUAGAAAUUGUUACACGACCGACAAUAUUUUUCCAAUUAUUUGUUUGAACGGAAUUUAUCCGAGAAUUCACUGAGCGGUCGUGAAAUCAAUAACAGAAGUUGUACGUUUCCAUAAUUAACGGGAGUUAAUUAAAUAUUUUUUUUCUGCGAAAACGUACAAUUUUUUCCUGCGUAUUCGUGAUUAAAGAAUUCAAUAAUGAAAUGCUUAAGGCCAUGGGAAUAAGGCCAGCUGCUUUUAUUACGGAAUGUUUUCAGAGUAUUUCAAAAGCCUGCGCUGUCUCACCAUCUUUCUCUUUCUUUUUCGAGUCUCGAAAUUAUUUUGGGAAGAAAGAAGAAAUUGGAUAAAUGAUAUUGCGCAUGAAUUUACAUCAAGUCAAAUGGAUAAAAAAAAAACAAACAAAGUGCUUCUUUGUAGCUUUAAUAGCCUGCCAUACGCAUCAAUUCUCAAAAUACUGAUGCAAAUAUUAUAGAUUUCUCGAUUGUUCAAUUUCCAAUGCAUUUUUUAAUGGAAAAUUUUUUUGUUGAUUCGUCAAAUCUGUGGAAGUGAUUUUUUUUUACAACACAAGUGCCUUCGAUACUACUGAUUUCGUUAUAAAUACAUAACAUAUAUGUGAAAAUCUGAAUGAAAUAAAACUCAACCAAAAUAUCGGAAUUACCAUUUGUUUAUUACAAAAUUCAUCAAUCGGUACUCACAUAUAAUCUCUCAUCCAUCUCAGUCAUACUUUAUUAAUUGUGUUUCCACAUAUUCUUCCACGGUGUAAUUAAAAACUCCG
Molecule: messenger RNA, 2592 nt
Organism: Fopius arisanus
Lineage: Eukaryota; Metazoa; Arthropoda; Insecta; Hymenoptera; Braconidae
Gene: Atf3
Product: Activating transcription factor 3
Exons: 4
Coding region: 182-1000 (272 amino acids)
Biological process (GO): regulation of transcription by RNA polymerase II
Cellular component (GO): nucleus
Molecular function (GO): DNA-binding transcription factor activity, RNA polymerase II-specific; RNA polymerase II cis-regulatory region sequence-specific DNA binding
Source: RefSeq, a predicted model, not a curated record